AUGGUUCAGCAGACACGGCAUCGUGCAAACCGGAAACAAGCCGGGACCGAAGCCGUCAACCCCCCACUGCCUACCAACGAGCCGCCGCAGAAGCAUCAACGCUCGUCCUGCUCUCACAAAGCAGCGAGCGCCUCUCGAACUUUACCGACACCACCCCCGGAAAAGAGGCAUCCUACACCCCUUGCCACCGCCGACAUCCUUACGGACAAGCAGGCCUGUCUGCGCCUCCGCAAUCGUGAGGCGGCCCAGAAAUGCCGUAAGCGGAAGCAGUGCGACAUCAGGGAGCUGCAAAAUAAGGAGGCCGCCGCGAGCGAGCUGAACCACGCCCUCGCGGCCGAGAUGUCCCAGCUGCGCAACGAGGUCCUAAUGCUCAAGACUUUAGUCCUGCAGCACGGCGGGUGCGGGUGCUCCUUCAUCGAGGAUUACAUCCAGUGCCAGGCGACGCAACUCAUCAAUUCGAGAGCCUCGAGCGUCGGCGACCUGACGUCCGUCAAGGCCGAGUACAUGAGGCCUACCGGCGGCGCGCUGUCGCCCGAGAGCGACCUGGGCGGCGGUGGUGGCUACUCAGUGCAGCUUUUCGGGUACCAGGACAAUCCAAACGCUCAGAUAGCGUGGGAGCCCGGUGAUGCCGCCCGCCUGUGGGAGGAGGCACAAGCGGGGGGCCUGGUAUCGGCCGUCGAGGGCGCCGCCAGCGGGCAAAACACUAUGGCGCCUUUUACGAUGGACAUAAUUAAUCAUUCUAUCGGUCUCCAUGUGUAG
Molecule: messenger RNA, 759 nt
Organism: Verticillium dahliae VdLs.17
Lineage: Eukaryota; Fungi; Ascomycota; Sordariomycetes; Glomerellales; Plectosphaerellaceae
Exons: 1
Coding region: 1-759 (252 amino acids)
Biological process (GO): regulation of transcription by RNA polymerase II
Molecular function (GO): DNA-binding transcription factor activity, RNA polymerase II-specific; RNA polymerase II cis-regulatory region sequence-specific DNA binding
Source: RefSeq, a predicted model, not a curated record